AUGAGGUGCGGCGAGCGCCUCUUUAGCUUCUUUUCUUUCUCUUUCACCGUCGGUGAUCAACCUCACCAAGGGCAACGACGCGGGAGAUCGAUCAUCCCACGCCUUUCGUAUCUGUUAAAUUUUCUUCUUGUGGUUCUGCAAUCUCCUGCAUUUGUUUAUGCCAGCGAUCAAGAGCUCAUUUCUUACGUUGAAAAUCUUAUAAGAAACAACACCUUCAUCUACAGUAGGUGCUCCACAAGCGUAGAUGGGAUAUCGCAGACAUACGGGCAAAACUUGGAGCAGCUAUUUAGCUCCCUCGUCGACUCCGUUUCCAACACUGGCUUCUCCAACACCUCCGUUGGUGAGGCGCCGAACACGGCCUACGGCCUCGCGCUCUGUCUCGGCUACGUCCCAGCCGAUAUCUGCCGGAACUGCACCGCCGUCGCUGUCGAGAGGGUCAAGGUCGACUGCCCAAAUGACAGGUCCGCCAUGAUAUGGCUCGCGCCCUGUCUGCUUCGUUUCUCCGAUACGCGAUUCUUCGGAAGCAUUGGUGGGAACGAGAAGGUGCGGAUAUCCCCCAAAGAGAGCACCAAAUCUGCCGAUCCGGCGGCUGCCCGCAAUUUUUUGAACUUAUUAGCAAGGGAUGCUGCCAAUGACCCAAACAUGUACGCUACCAAGAUACAGCAGAUGGAUGGCUUUACCAGCUACGGAAUGGCGCAGUGCACCAGGGACCUUACUUUGGUGGAUUGCAUGCUGUGUCUCCAGAAUGCUACCAAACAGAUAGAGAUUGAAAACAAUAACACAGAAGAACGACCAUGGCGGUUUCUUUCCGCGAGCUGUGCCAUGGGGUAUGACACCAGGCUUUUCUUUCUAACCUCACAGGUGCCUCCUUCGCCAUCGCAUCCAGAGAGAAUAAGUGACAAUGACAGACGGAGGAAACGCAUGAUCGCCAUAAUUAGCUCCACAGUGGGGAUUCUACUGCUAGCAAUAGGGAUCUUCGUGAUGCUUUCCCGCAGCCGAAAGAGGAAAAAUUUUAAAGAGGAACUAAGAAGAUACAGAAGUGAACUGGCUUCACUAGGUAACCUCACUGAGGUAGAAAGGAAUCAUGACCUACCUCAAUACAGCCUAAAAGCAUUGCAGGCGGCCACCAACAAUUUCUCAGAAGAGAAUAAGCUUGGACGGGGGGGAUUUGGUCCCGUAUAUAAGGGUUGCCUCAACGGUCGGCUUGUUGCGGUGAAAAGACUUUCUGAGCGUUCUGGGCAAGGUUUGAAAGAAUUUAUGAAUGAAGUUGUAUUGAUAGCAAAGCUUCAACACAAGAACUUGGUCCGUUUACUGGGCUACUGCAUAGAUCGGGGAGAAAAGAUGCUGAUCUAUGAAUUCAUGCCCAAUGGCAGCCUUGAUGCAUUUUUUUAUGACCCACAGAAGCGUGAAUCAUUGGAUUGGGAGAAGCGAUUCAAUAUAAUUGUGGGAAGUGCAAGGGGGAUUUUGUAUCUUCAUCAAGAUUCCCGGCUCAACAUUAUUCAUCGGGAUCUUAAAGCAGGCAACGUUUUAUUGGAUGAGCAGAUGAUAGCAAAGAUUUCUGACUUCGGUAUGGCCAGAAUCUUUAGUGGAGAUAAGGACCCAAGAUCCACCAAUAUCAUCGUUGGAACUCAAGGAUACAUGGCUCCAGAGUAUGCCAUAGAUGGGCAAUUUUCCAUUAAAUCUGAUGUCUACAGCUUUGGUGUACUGCUCUUAGAAAUUGUGAGUGGUCAGGCAUAUAGUGGGUUUCACCUCUUUCAAAUAGGUUGUACCCUAACUGGAUAUGCCUGGACUUUAUGGAGCAAGGGGAGAAUGUCAGAACUCAUAGAUCCAGUGCUUCGAGAAUCAGCCGCAACAAGUCAAAUUUUAAAAUGUUUCCACAUUGGCUUACUGUGCGUUCAGGAGGACCCUGCAAACAGACCCACGAUGUCAGGCAUUAUAAAUAUGCUUGAAAGUGAUUCGCCAAUUCUUCCGACCCCGCAACAACCCCCUCUGGUUUUUAGUAGUAGCAUCAGCAAUUCUAGCACUUCAAUGACAGGCAAAAAUGGUUCUUCUAAAAGUGCCAGUACAAACUCUGAAAGUUCAUCGAGGUUGAAGCACUCCUUUAGAUGAGCUUGGCAUA
Nymphaea colorata (pocket water lily) is the source of this 2119-nucleotide messenger RNA. RefSeq names its product cysteine-rich receptor-like protein kinase 19. Bases 1 to 2109 code for a protein of 702 amino acids. Gene Ontology annotation, molecular function: protein kinase activity; ATP binding. NCBI's taxonomy places the organism in Eukaryota, Viridiplantae, Streptophyta, Magnoliopsida, Nymphaeales, Nymphaeaceae. The transcript has 7 exons. The record is from RefSeq and is a predicted model, not a curated record. Gene Ontology annotation, biological process: protein phosphorylation.